AUGGCAACUGAUGGAAAGCUUGUUACAAUUCUCAGCAUUGAUGGAGGAGGAGUGAGAGGCAUUAUUCCUGCAACAAUCCUCGCCUUCCUUGAAAUUCAACUCCAGAAGUUGGAUGGUGAGAAGGCAAGGAUUGCAGAUUACUUUGAUUUCAUUGCCGGGACUAGCACUGGAGGCCUUGUUACAGCCAUGCUCACCUCCCCAAAUGAUGAAAAUCAACCGAUGUUUACUGCAAAGGAGAUCAUUAAAUUUUAUCAUGAACACUGUCCACAUAUCUUUCCUUUUGAAGAGUUCCAUACAUAUGCAAUGGUUCCCAAAUAUAAUGGUGAAAAAUUGCAGGAAAUCAUCAGAAAUUUGCUUGAACAGACAAGCCUUCGUCAGACUCUAACCAAUGUGAUAAUUCCCUCUUACGAUAUCAAGCUUCUCCAACCCAUAGUUUUCUCCACCUUAAAGGCGAGACGUAAUGAUUUAGAGGAUGCUCAACUAGCAGAUAUUUGUAUCAGCACUUCUGCGGCACCAUAUUACCUCCCUCCUCAUAAAUUUGAGGUCAAGUCGAGAACAUUCAACAUGGUCGAUGGUGGUGUUGCAGCGAACAAUCCGGAAAAGUAUUGUAUUUUCAAAAACACACUGCUAGCAAUAUCAGAGGUUGCCAAGGAGAAGAAUUUAGAAGGAAAAGCUGAAUGCUCGAACAACAUGGAUCGCAGCAAACUUCUUGUUCUUUCUCUUGGAACUGGAUCAUCAAAAAGACAUAACGAGCUUAAGGUUGGGAGUAAAUCCUGCGGACUCAUUCACUGGGUUGUGGGGCCUAAUGGUAGCACCCCUAUCUCUGAUGUUCUCCUGACUGCAAUGGAUGAUAUGGUUGACAUAUAUUUAUCUGCUUUCUUUCAAGGCCCUAGUUUCAAGGACAAUUAUCUACGAAUUCAGACUGAUAGCUUGAAAAGUAGUGAAAUCACCUUGGACAAUUCUAACAAAGAAAACCUUGAAAAUCUCGAGAAGAUUGGGAAUGCGCUUCUGAAAGCGCCUGUUUCUAAAGUGAGCUUGGCAACUGGAUUACUUGAACCAGUUCGAGGGGAAGACCACACAAAUGAAGCAGCACUCAUCGAGUUUGCCAAACGAUUGACAGCCGAAAGGAAGUGUCGCCAAGCUAAAUGCUCCAACUAGUGCCAGUGAGGCACACUUUCCCUAGAUCAAAUUUCCUUGAAGAAUGACCAUAAUAAAUUCUCCUCCUUGUAUAUACAAGGAGGGAUGUUGUUUCGUAGUUCUUAAGGUCCACUUUCAGUCUUGCAUUGUUGUUCAAAUCCAUUCCCUUCUGUUUGUCUGUGUUGUUGUAAUAUGGUCAAGGAGGAGUUAUGCCUGAACUUGGGAGGUAGUCAUGGUUAAGCAUGAGAGUCGUCUAUGUUCUGUUAUUAUAAUUAAUUGUGAUGCAAUCUUUGAAACCUUCACGCCUGCUGCAGCCUGU
Molecule: messenger RNA, 1456 nt
Organism: Durio zibethinus
Lineage: Eukaryota; Viridiplantae; Streptophyta; Magnoliopsida; Malvales; Malvaceae
Source: RefSeq, a predicted model, not a curated record